Messenger RNA from Ectocarpus siliculosus, 725 nucleotides. The record is from the annotation of a GenBank genome assembly. Lineage: Eukaryota; Phaeophyceae; Ectocarpales; Ectocarpaceae.
AUGGCCACACCCGACAGCAGUAAGGAGAAGAAGUCGCCCAACCUCAGCGCCUACUGGGAAAUCCUGAGGCCGAAUAACAUCCCGGCCUCCUUCGGCCUCGUGGCGGCGGGGGCGUUGGUUGCCUCGCACACCGCCGUCGCGCUCUUUGAACCGAAGGUCCUGCUCACGGCGUUUGCCGCAGCCGCGGUGUCUGUCGGGUCCUGCGUCCUCAACGACUGGUUCGACAUCGAGUUGGACCGCGUGAAUGAGCCGGAGAGACCGCUGGUGACGGGCGAGGUGGUUCCCGUUCACGCUCUCGGGAUCGGGGUGGCUUUUCUUCUGGCGGCCGUGGCAAGCGCCUCUUUCGUCAACCCGGCCGCGCUUCAGGCCACCAUCGUAGCCUCCGUGGCGCUAACCCUGGCGUACACCCCGCUGCUGAAGCCGAUCCCGCUCGUCAAGAACUUCGUCGUGGCCAUGGUGAUCGCCGCUGCUAUCGCCGCCGGGGGGCUGGCCGCGGGCGCCGGGGUCGCGUCGACUCUCACCCCGUCCGUGCUCACGUUUUUCGUCAUCGGUCAUCGCGAGGUCCUGAUGGACAUCGCCGACGUGGAAGGCGACCGGGAGGCCGGGGUACGCACCCUGCCGGUGCUGAUGGGCCGCCAGGCUGCCCUGGUCUUCGCCACGGCGCUGCUGUCGGCGGGGGUUGUCGCCGCCGGCGUCGGCAUUCUUGAGGGAACCACACGACGCCG